AAACAAUAGUUCUAACUCUGCUUAGGCAAACAAAGCACGUAGGUGUCCUUACCAUGUCCUAGUACAGGUAGUAAAAAAUACUAAGCCAUGUUGAUGAGAUAGUUCAUUAAAUCAGUCCACAGUAGGAAGUUCCACAAACAGUUGCCCUGUCAGAAGCUGCAGUAUUAUUUAUCAUCAUUAAAUGUUUUUAUUUAUCUUGUGUCCGAAAAUGAGAUGCAUGUAGUGCCUUAGUUAAGCUUACAGUUUUAUGGGUCUGUAACUGCAGGUGACUCAUAGGGCACGGAAGGGAUCACAGCGUACAAUUUAAUUUCAUCAGAAGAAUUAAAGAUAAGUUGUAAGUUUGUUGUUUCAGUUUGUUACAUUUCCUUGUUGUCUGUUGAUUUUGGUAAAGAUAGUAAAUAAUUGGUUAAAACGAAAACAAGGCAGAGGUGUUGCAUCCGUGAUAAGUGUCCAUCGUCUUCCUCAUCCCAUGCAUGUGACUGAACUUGCUGGGUACUGCUGCUAUUGAUGUUAAUUUGGGGUUAUUCUGCUUUUUCAUCAUUGUGGUGCUGUGCCUCCUGCUUCUUUGCCCAAUUUCAAGUUCUUAAAUCUGGUAAAAUAAGCACAGUAAUUGUCUGUCACUGAAUCUUUGCAUCCUCUCAGCUUCAGAGAUCAGUGUUUUGUGGUGUAAUAUGGUGGAGUCUACAACUAGUGAAAGGCUCAGUCUUCAGAGAUGUGAUUUAAUUUAUGUAAAUACGCUACAGAUUUUUUUAAUGUAGCCCUUGAGACUAAGUUGGCAAAUAAUUUAUUAAUGAGAGUUGUUGAGCCAAUGAGGGCACAGAUAAUCCAGACCUCGUGUUACAUUUGUCAAGAUUGUAGAGAAGUCAUGUGUAAUACUUUCCUGUGGGUCAAGUCUGCUUAUGUUACAGUUGCACAAGGUCAGACCUUAAUUUAUCUAGCAACUGCGUAUUUAAUUUUAGAAGUAUCACAGGACCCAUCAGCUUGCAGGGCACCAUUCCUGGCUGUUCAAAAAGCAGGCCCCAAAGUAACAGUGGCAAGGUAAUGGGUUGCAAAGCUCAUUAUUAUAGCUCACCAUAGAAAAUAAUGGAUGAAAGAGAAGAUUUGGUUGAAGACCUGCUCACUGAGUAUGCCAUACAGCUUAGCAUCCAAGAAUCAAAUGGGGCCAAACCACCAGUGUCUUCCAGCUAUAAUGACAGUUUUGUACCACCUAGUGAGGAAAAUAGGAAAAUUGUAACAGCCAUAAAGCAAGGUGAAGUAUUUGGGCUCCAAGAACUAGUGAAACAGAAAUAUGCUUUGGAUGAAGCUGAUGAAAGAGGGUGGUUUCCACUGCAUGAGGCUGCAGUUCAGCCGAUUCAGCAAAUACUUGAAACCAUUCUAGAUGCAUCUUAUAAAGCAAUGUGGGAAUACAAAACAUGUGAUGGAGAAACACCAUUAACUUUGGCAGCAAAAGCUGGCUUCGUGGAGAAUGUCCGAACGUUGUUGGAAAAGGGUGUUUGGCCCAAUACCACAAAUGACAAAGGAGAAACUCCACUGCUUAUUGCUGUAAGACGGGGCUCUUUUGAAAUGGUGUCCACUCUGAUUAAGCACAACUGUAGUAUCCACCAGCCAUGUGUAAAACGUUGGUCAGCAAUGCAUGAAGCAGCAAAACAGGGACGCAAAGACAUUGUUGCUCUUCUUCUGAAGAAUGGCGGAAAUGUGAACCUUAAGGAUGCAUAUGGAGUAACACCACUAGGUGUAGCUGCUGAAUACGGUCACUGUGAUGUGCUGGAGCAUCUUAUUCAUAAAGGUGGAGAUGUUCAGGCCUUAGCAGAUGAUGGUGCGUCCAUACUUUUUGAAGCAGCCAUAGGAGGUAAUCCAGACUGUAUAGCCCUUCUUUUGGAAUAUGGAGGAAGUGGCAAUGUGCCUAAUAAGGCAGGACUGCUUCCCAUACACAAAGCAGCUUAUGAGGGGCAUUACCUGGCCCUGAAGUAUCUCAUUCCGGUCACAUCCCAAACUGCAAUCCAAAAAAGUGGAAUAAACCCUGUUCACUCAGCAGCAGAUGGCCAGAACUCACAUUGUUUAGAGCUCCUCGUUGAACAUGGUUUUGAUGUCAAUACUCUCUUGGCUGAACACAUUUCAGAUAAUUACGGUGACAAAAGAAAAACUGCACUUUAUUUUGCUGUUUCUAAUAAUGACGUUCUUUGUACUGAAAUACUGCUGAAAGCGGGGGCAAAUCCAAACAAGGAUCCUUUAAACUGUCUUCUUGUGGCAGUGAGAGCUGGCAACCAUGAAACUGUACAGCUGCUCCUAUCUUACGGAGCAAAUGUCAACUGCUACUUUAUGUUGGUUAAUGAUACACAUUUCCCCAGCGCCAUUCAGUAUGCUUUGAAUGAUGAGGUGAUGCUGAGGCUGUUGCUCAAUCAUGGAUAUAAUGUGGAGAUGUGUUUUGACUGCAUGCAUCAAGAUAUCUUUGGAAAUUCUUUUGUGUGGUCAACUCCCGAGGAAGAGAUUCUCCCUGGGUGGACUUCUUCUGUAAUAAAGGAUAAUCAAUUCUGUGAUUUUAUUGCUGUUCCUUGGAUGAAACAUCUAGCAGGAAAAGUGGUUCGUGUUUUUGUAGACUACAUGGAUUAUGUUCCUCUAUGCACAAAAAUUAAGUUUGUCUUAGAAACACAGAAAGAGUGGACAGAGAUCCGUCAGAUAUUGGACAAUCCUCGCCCAUUGAAACAUCUCUGUCGCCUGAAAAUACGUAAGCUCUUGGGGUUAAAGAGACUGCAGCAACUGUCAUCCAUGAAGAAGUUUCCACUUCCACGAAUUCUCAAGAACUAUAUCCUAUAUAAAGAAUAUGAUCUGUAUGGAAAAGGGAUACAUUUAGAAUAGUUUGUAAAAAUAA
This is a messenger RNA of Neopsephotus bourkii (Bourke's parrot), 2869 nucleotides long. RefSeq names its product ankyrin repeat and SOCS box containing 15 (gene ASB15). Gene Ontology annotation, molecular function: protein binding. The record is from RefSeq and is a predicted model, not a curated record. Gene Ontology annotation, biological process: intracellular signal transduction. The coding region runs from base 1084 to 2856 and encodes 590 amino acids. The transcript has 10 exons. Gene Ontology annotation, cellular component: cytoplasm. Lineage: Eukaryota; Metazoa; Chordata; Aves; Psittaciformes; Psittacidae.